Aethalodelphis obliquidens (Pacific white-sided dolphin) is the source of this 4091-nucleotide messenger RNA. It is a transcript of the gene C2CD2L, whose product is annotated as C2CD2 like. Gene Ontology annotation, molecular function: phosphatidylinositol binding; phosphatidylinositol transfer activity. The transcript is spliced from 16 exons. Bases 1059 to 3182 code for a protein of 707 amino acids. Lineage: Eukaryota; Metazoa; Chordata; Mammalia; Artiodactyla; Delphinidae. The record is from RefSeq and is a predicted model, not a curated record. Gene Ontology annotation, biological process: positive regulation of insulin secretion involved in cellular response to glucose stimulus. Gene Ontology annotation, cellular component: cytoplasmic side of apical plasma membrane.
AUGUGGAACAGCACCUGCUCAGUGUAGAAAACCUGUCGCCAGCAUAGUCAGCGUUGGGAAGGAAGCCAAGGUAAACACAACUCAGUUCCCCGAAACACAGCUACAAUUUGGAAGAUGAUGUAAAAUGUAAAGAGCGGACACUUGAAAAGCCCCUCCCACUUCAUGUUUUUCCGUGUCAUUGAGCCAGGUACUUUUCCUUCAUCAUCCCACCCGCCUUCUGCCCCCGCAGUAGCAGUUAGUUGCCGGGCAACACUGAGGGAUACUUCAGCACUGUAGGGGCUGGGAGUACCCUCAUGCUCUCAGGUCUUGGAUUUAACCCCGUUCUAGACUUUCUUUGGUCCUGGAUCAUUGCACUGUGCCAGGCUCCCAGUCGGAGGAGGUGAGGCUGAGGCUUUGGAAAGAGCUAAGUAGGAGAACCAGACCCACAAGUGGCUGGCUUCCAGUAAGUCUGAGGAAUUCCCAAGCAGGUUCUUCUCCAGGUUGGGUGCCUUUUGCUUGGCAUCUGUUUCCUUACAAAUAACAGUUCACCAGCAUCUCAUUCUCUUUCACAGACACACAAGCUCUAAGGUGGCAAAUGAUUUCUAGUCCUCAGAGAAGAACUCAUUACCAGGAAGUGCGGGAGACGACUGAAGCGUCCAAACUAUGGAAAGCUAAGGAACGUAAGGGAGAGCAAAGGCGUCAUCUCAGCCCUCCCGGAGCCGGUGCCUGCCUGCGAGCCCCAGAGUCCCCGCAGACGAGUCCCCGCCCGGGUCCGGUGGGGCCCCCGCCGUGGGAGGAGUCGGGCGCUGGCCGGCGACUAACGCGGGUUGGACUGCCGGACCAACUGAGGAGGGCCCCGGACUCCGGAGAGAGGGACCCCGGCGUCGCGAUCCCCCAGGAACCUCCUCUCCUCGAUCUGUGGCACCCACUAGUCCCGGGCACCCAGCCCCGGAGAGCCCCCGAUCCCGCGCGCCCAGCCCCGGGGGAGCCCGCCCCCGCCCCGCGGCCCGCCCGGGCCAUGCUCCCCCGGGGCAGCGGCUGAGCCCGAGCCGGAACCGGGACCUGAGCCCGCGCGGAGCAUGGAUCCAGACUGGGGGCAGCGGGACGUGGGCUGGGCGGCCCUGCUGGUCCUCUUCGCCGCCUCGCUGCUUACGGUGUUGGGCUGGCUGCUGCAGUAUGCCCGGGGCUUGUGGCUGGCGCGGGCCCGCGGGGGCCGGGGCCCGGGACCCGCCUUAGCUGCCGAGCCCGCCGGCUCCCUGCGGGAGCUGGGCGCUUGGCGCUCGCUGCUGAGGCUGCGGGCGACUCGGGCCGGCGCCCCUGAGGAGCCAGGCGUCAGGGGCCUCCUGGCGUCGCUCUUCGCCUUCAAGUCUUUCCGGGAGAACUGGCAGCGGGCUUGGGUGCGAGCGUUGAACGAGCAGGCCUGCAGGGAUGGGAGCUCCAUCCAAAUCGCCUUUGAGGAGGUGCCCCAACUCCCACCCAAAGCCAGCAUCAGUCAUGUGACCUGCACAGACCAAUCAGAGCGCACCAUGGUGCUGCAUUGCCAGCUCUGUGCUGAGGAGGUGAUGUUUCCAGUCUCUGUGACCCAGCAGUCCCCCGCUGCCGUCUCCAUGGAGACCUACCACGUCACUCUGACACUGCCACCAACACAGUUGGAAGUCAACCUGGAGGAAAUCCCUGGCGAGGGCCUGCUUGUAUCCUGGGCCUUCACGGAUCGCCCAGAUCUCAGGCUGACAGUGCUUCCCAAGCUGCAGAACAGGGAGAGAGGUGAGGAGCAAGUAGAGCUCUCCACUAUCGAGGAGCUGAUCGAGGAUUCCAUAGUCAGCACCCAGCCAGCUAUGAUGGUCAACCUCAGGGCCUGCUCUGCCCCUGGGGGCCUGGUACCCAGUGAGAAGCCACCUAUGGUGCCCCAAGCCCAGCCAGCCAUCCCCAGACCUACCCGGUUAUUCCUAAGGCAGCUUCGAGCAUCUCACCUGGGACGUGAGCUGGAAGGCACUGGGGAAGUGUGCUGUGUAGCUGAGCUCGACGACCCCAUGCAACAGAAGUGGACCAAGCCCAUGAGGGCUGGGCCCGAGGUGGAGUGGAGCGAGGACCUGGCACUGGAUCUGGGGCCCCAGAGCCGGGAGCUGAUCCUCAAAGUGCUGAGGAGUAGCAGCUGUGGAGACACUGAAUUCCUGGGCCAGGCCACAAUGUCUGUGGCCUCCCCUUCCAGACCACUGUCCCGAAGACAGGUGUGCCCACUCACCCCUGGGCCAGGUAAAGCCCUGGGGCAGGCAGCCACCAUGGCAGUAGAGCUUCAGUAUGAGGAGGGCUCCCCCCGGAACCUGGGCACUCCCACCCCCUCCACUCCACGCCCCAGCAUCACACCUACCAAGAAGAUUGAGCUUGACCGGACCAUCAUGCCCGAUGGCACCAUUGUCACCACAGUCACCACCGUCCAGUCCCGGCCCCGGGUAGAUGGCAAAUUAGACUCCCCCUCCCGCUCCCCGUCCAAGGUGGAGGUGACUGAGAAGACAACAACUGUGCUGAGCGAGAGCGGUGGCCCCAGCAGUACCUCCCACAGCAGCAGCCCAGGGGAGAGCCACCUUUCCAACGGCUUGGACCCUGUAGCAGAGACAGCCAUUCGCCAGCUGACUGAGCCCAGCGGGCGGGCAGCCAAGAAGACACCCACCAAGCGUAGCACACUCAUCAUCUCCGGGGUUUCCAAGGUGCCCAUUGCCCAGGACGAGUUGGCACUAUCCCUGGGCUAUGCGGCAUCCCUGGAAGCCUCAAUGCAGGAUGAUGCAGGGCCCAGUGGAGGUCCCUCUUCACCUCCCUCAGACCCACCAGCCAUGUCCCCAGGACCCCUAGAUGCCCUCUCCAGUCCCACGAGUGUCCAGGAAGCAGAUGAGACAACACGUUCGGACAUUUCUGAGAGGCCCUCUGUGGAUGACGUUGAGUCGGAAACAGGGUCUACUGGUGCGCUGGAAACCCGCAGCCUCAAGGAUCACAAAGUGAGCUUCCUGCGCAGUGGCACUAAGCUCAUCUUCCGCCGGAGGCCUCGUCAGAAGGAAGCCGGUCUGAGCCAAUCACACGAUGACCUCUCCAACGCGACGGCCACACCCAGCGUCCGAAAGAAGGCUGGCAGCUUUUCUCGCCGUCUUAUCAAGCGCUUUUCCUUCAAAUCCAAACCUAAGGCCAAUGGCAACCCCAGCCCCCAGCUCUGAGGGCCCUGCUCACCUCCUGAGCUAGGAGAGGGCAGGCAUCCUCUCAGCCCCUUCCCCACAUUCCCUUCCAUUCCCCUUCCUGGAUUCCCGGUAGCCUGGGCCAGGGAAGCCCUCUGGGUUCCAGGAAGCCCUGUCCACCCUGGGCUCUGGGGCUAGUUGGAAGGGGACUUGCAACGGGAAGUGUGUGAGAGGUGGACACCCGUUGCUGAGGACACAGAGGAGGGAGCGGGUGGCCCGGAGAAAGAGGAGGCUCUGUCCUGGUGCGUGUGGGCGAUCCUCGGACCCGCUGGCCUGCUGUUGGCACUGGCCCCUCAGAGGAGUCCUGGGGUGCUCGGCUCCUCAGCUGAUCCUUCCUCCCUUAUUUAUUCUCUUUUCUAUUUAUAUGUGUGGUCCCGGACCCUCAGUGAACAGGUAAUAGAGGGCAUCUCUCCCAGGUGACCCUUCUUCCCUAUCCCAGGAGGGUAGGCAAUUCCCUUUCGGAUGGGGCUCCCUCACCUCCCUCAGGUCCCCACUCCGACCAGCACCAAUGUCUGCCUCUGAGGACAUUGACAGCUCAUAGAAAGCCGGGCCGGUGCCCGGGAUGGGGGGCAGGUACUCCCCACCUCCCUGCCUCCCCUUCUGCUCCUCAUCCCUCCCUCCCCCUUUGUUACCGUUUUUGUACUUGAUGCCUUCUCUGUGAGCAGUGGCUCUGUUGGAAGGAGGGAGCCAGGAGCCUGAUGGGAAGCCUUUCCCCGAGAGAUGGCUUUAGGGGCUUUUUUUACAGAGUGUGUGAUGAUGGAGCAACAGCAGAGCUGCACCUCUGUAUAGUGGGAGAUGAUGAUGUCCAUUGCUGUGUGAUGGCCUGGAAUUUAAUUUAUUAAAGUCAAAUUGGAGUUUAUAAACUGGACAACUGGUCAUCCUUUGACAGGC